AUGAUCACGAUUAUCUACAUCUUCAUUUCCAUUGAGGUAUAUUCCAGGUUUCCUCUCCUCGUCAGGUCGCAAAGAAGCAUGGUUUCAGACAGAUUGGAGAACGUAACGCAAACAAUUUCCCGUCUACUUGAGGGCUACGACAUUCGGUUAAGACCAAAUUUCGGUGGAGAGCCACUCUUGGUCGGCAUGGAUUUGACGAUUGCAAGCUUCGAUGCCAUUUCAGAAGUAAACAUGGAUUACACAAUAACGAUGUAUCUGAACCAAUAUUGGAAGGACGAGCGAUUGGCUUUCAGCAACGAGGAAGAGAUCCUCACCCUUUCGGGAGACUUUGCCGAGAAAAUCUGGGUUCCAGACACGUUCUUCGCCAACGACAAAAACAGUUUUCUGCAUGACGUCACCGAACGGAACAAGCUGGUUAGGCUCAAUGGAGAUGGGGCGAUUACCUAUGGGAUGCGAUUCACGACGACUCUUGCGUGCAUGAUGGAUCUGCAUUAUUAUCCGCUUGAUUCGCAAAAUUGCACCGUCGAAAUUGAAAGCUACGGUUACACGGUGCUGGAUGUGGUAAUGUACUGGAAGGAGACCCCCGUGCGAGGGGUGGAAGAAGCGGAGCUCCCCCAAUUCACAAUAAUCGGGUACGAGACGAACGACAGGAAAGAACGUCUGGCGACAGGAAUUUAUCAGCGCUUGUCACUAUCUUUCAAACUCCAAAGAAACAUUGGAUAUUUCGUCUUUCAAACAUAUCUACCCAGCAUUCUCAUUGUGAUGCUCUCCUGGGUUUCCUUUUGGAUAAACCACGAAGCGACCAGUGCUCGAGUCGCUCUAGGCAUCACGACUGUGCUGACGAUGACAACAAUCAGCACAGGAGUCCGCAGCUCCUUGCCCAGGAUAAGCUACGUGAAGGCGAUCGAUAUUUAUCUCGUAAUGUGUUUUGUGUUCGUUUUUGCGGCACUUCUCGAAUAUGCCGCCGUGAAUUACACUUAUUGGGGGGCGAGGGCCAAGAAGAAGAGUAAGAAGUCGAAGGAGGACGACAAGAAACCAUCAGGGAACAAACCGAACGAACAAAGCUUCUCCAAUGAAGACAUAAUCGAACUCCAGGACGUCAGGAUGAGUCCGAUUGCCUCCAUUCGGAACCGUCACAACUCCAAGUCGCACGUUUGCGAUCUUGACUCGUCGAAGUUUCCUCCGAGUUUCCGCAUUUCGCGGACUUCGGGGUAUACUUACAAUUACAGGACUUCGGGAGGCCUGAGGUUCAGGGGUCCGAAAGGAAACUCCGUUCACAGGCCCAAAGUCCUGCACGCCAUUCGGAAAGGAGCUUUGGUCCUGAAAGCUUCCAUGCCUAAAAUUAAAGACGUCAACGUGAUUGAUAAAUACUCGAGGAUUAUUUUCCCGGUUACUUUUCUCUUGUUUAAUGCUGGAUACUGGCUGUUUUAUUUCUUCGAGUGA
Molecule: messenger RNA, 1443 nt
Organism: Tribolium castaneum (red flour beetle)
Lineage: Eukaryota; Metazoa; Arthropoda; Insecta; Coleoptera; Tenebrionidae
Gene: Lcch3
Product: Ligand-gated chloride channel homolog 3
Biological process (GO): chloride transmembrane transport; regulation of membrane potential; signal transduction
Cellular component (GO): GABA-A receptor complex; neuron projection; plasma membrane
Molecular function (GO): GABA-A receptor activity; chloride channel activity; neurotransmitter receptor activity
Source: RefSeq, marked provisional